This is a messenger RNA of Tarenaya hassleriana, 2201 nucleotides long. Its product is annotated as probable polyamine transporter At1g31830. The transcript is spliced from 2 exons. The record is from RefSeq and is a predicted model, not a curated record. Gene Ontology annotation, molecular function: transmembrane transporter activity. Gene Ontology annotation, biological process: transmembrane transport. Gene Ontology annotation, cellular component: membrane. Bases 147 to 1688 code for a protein of 513 amino acids. Lineage: Eukaryota; Viridiplantae; Streptophyta; Magnoliopsida; Brassicales; Cleomaceae.
CACGUACGCACAUGCAAUAUCUGUAUAAAAAGUGGAUAUUGAGAAUGUGUGUCAUUCGUGAGUGACCAGUUUCAGACAUUUCGUGUCUUCCAAUAAUCGAGGAGCCGUCUCCUGUCUCUCUGUCUUAAUUUGCCAUAGAUCCCGGCAUGGCUGAGGUUUCCAGCGAACUCCAUGCGGCGGCUCAAACCGCCGGAACCACCGUCGCGGCUGCAGCUCAAUCGCCGCCGGAGAAUGCAAACGAGUGCCAGAAGCGGACGAACACCAUCGCCGGAAACCCACCGGCAUCUAUCGAGAUGGGACGUUAUGGCUUCUCCGGCGGCAAUUUUUCAUUGCCUAAAGCUGAAAAGUCUCGGAAAGUAUCGGUUUUGCCGCUCGUUUUCCUCAUCUUCUACGAAGUUUCAGGCGGAGCUUUCGGGGCGGAGGACAGUGUAAAAGCAGCAGGACCAUUGUUGACCAUUCUAGGGUUUCUGAUCUUCCCGUUCAUGUGGUGUGUUCCCGAGGCAUUGAUCACUGCAGAAAUGGGGACAAUGUUCAAUGUGAACGGUGGCUACGUGGUUUGGGUCUCCUCCGCUUUAGGACCCUUUUGGGGAUUUCAGCUCGGUUGGAUGAAAUGGCUGAGCGGCGUUAUGGAUAACGCCUUGUAUCCAGUCCUCUUCCUCGAUUACUUAAAAUCUGAAAUCCCAUCUCUCGGUGGAGGUUGGCCACGAACCAUGGCGGCCUUGGCCUUGACUUUGAUACUGACCUACUUGAAUUACAGGGGCUUACACAUUGUGGGUUUUGUUGCUGUUCUUCUCGGGGUUUUCUCCCUCCUUCCAUUUCUGGCCAUGGGUCUUGUCUCAAUCCCAAAGCUAAAGCCUUCGAGAUGGCUUGUCGUGGACCUGCAUCAUGUGAACUGGAACUUGUAUCUGAACACUCUCUUCUGGAAUCUGAAUUACUGGGAUUCGAUCAGUACACUUGCUGGUGAAUUGGAGAACCCAAACAAGACCCUUCCGAGGGCUCUGUUCUAUGCUUUGAUUCUGGUCAUCGUUUCUUACAUCUUCCCCCUCCUGACUGGAACCGGAGCUAUUCCUCUGGAUCGGGAGCUUUGGACUGAUGGGUAUCUCGCUGAUAUUGCUAAAGCUAUAGAGGGAGAAUGGUUGGGAUGGUGGGUUCAGGCUGCUGCAGCCACAUCAAACAUGGGUAUGUUCUUGGCCAAGAUGAGCAGCGACUCAUUUCUGCUUCUCGGGAUGGCAGAGCAUGGUGUGAUCCCGGAGUUCUUCGCCAAGAGAUCUCGCUAUGGAACACCAUUGGUCGGGAUACUGUUCUCGGCCUCGGGUGUUAUACUCUUGUCUUGGCUAAGCUUCCAAGAGAUUGUAGCUGCAGAGAACUUACUCUACUCCCUCGGGAUGAUGUUGGAGUUCUUUGCAUUCGUAAGGUUGAGAAUGAAAUACCCAAAUGCAUCACGGCCAUACAAGAUUCCCGUAGGAAUCAUCGGCUCGAUUGUAAUGUGCAUUCCUCCCACCAUACUGAUCAGUGCCAUCAUGGCGUUUUCGACUCUCAAAGUAGCGGCAGUAAGCCUUUGUAUUGUUGUCAUCGGGCUGGUGAUGAAACCAUGUCUUGACCACACCAAGAAGAGAUGGCUCAAAUUCUCCAUCAGCUCUGACCUGCCAGAUCUUCACCAUGAAAGUGAAGAAUCUCUGACAGAGUAAACAUACCAUCAGGGAAUCAUUGCAGCAGAGAACAAAUUCCCAACGCUUACUCCAGCCACCCCAGUAGCCAUUUUCUUCUAUUAUCCAUCGACCCUAGCAAAAGUUUUUGUCACAUUCGGUUCGGACAAACACUAUAACAGGGUUUUCCUGUACAUUUAAUCAUAAUUCCUAGAUGUCUGACUUGAACAUCUUUGUCAUAAACAGUAUGUCGUCACUUGUCAAGAACUAGAAAAAGUCCCAAACUUUAAGAACAUGGAAGAAUGAAACAAUGGCGAAACAACUGUGGAAUAGAAUUAGUAAGUGAACGGCGAGGACAAGCCAGUUUUCACCAGUGGAUCUAUACCGGCGAUUGUCUGGCCGCAGCUGAUAUAACAACUCUUGAUUUAUGCACUGUAAAGCUCGAAGACCAUGCCACUGCAAACACAAGCAUGGCCAUUGAAGCAAUGUGCAAUAUGCAAACACAUCUAAAGGGUUGGCACUUUCAGAACUAAUUUCACGAUUAUUACCACAGCA